ACAAUUGUUACAAGUAAAUACGCCUAGAACCCUAAAACAACGUUCAGCAGCUCUUGGAGUUGCACGAACAUCAAAAUCGCAGCGAGAACCCUUCCAUUUAUAUUAAAAAAAAACAUGGGGAAGAAGAGAAAGCGCAGCGAGAAGACUGAAGCUGCGGCGGUUCCCAAAAAGGAUGAUGUUGCACCAGAAAGACCAGUCAGAACUCUUUUAGGAUGGAAGAAUAAAACACAAAACGAGAAUGAAAAUGAAAUUGAGGUCCAGGAUAAUGGUUCCUCACCUAUAUUCAGAAACAAAGAGAAAGUCUUGGUCACUUGCUCUAGGCGAAUUGUUUUCAGGUACCGACAUUUGAUGUUGAACAUUGUAUCGCUCCUGCCUCAUUGCAAGAAGGAUAACAAGGUUGAAUCAAAAGAAACUAAAGGGGCCACAUUGAAUGAGCUUGUUGAGCUCAAAAACUGUUCCUCUUGUUUAUUUUUCGAGUGCAGGAAGGCAAAGGAUCUUUAUCUCUGGAUGUCAAAAUGCCCGAAUGGCCCGUCUGUUAAAUUUUUAGUUAGUGCCGUUCACACGAUGGAGGAAUUGAAGCUAACUGGGAAUCACCUAAAAGGUUCCCGCCCACUUUUGACAUUUUCAUCAAAUUUUGAAAAAGAUGCAUAUUGGAAACUGUUGAAAGAGAUGUUGUUGCAGAUAUUUGAAACACCAAAGGACCAUAGAAAGGCUAAGCCUUUCCAUGACCAUGUUUUUGUAUUCUCAAUAGUUGACGACCAUAUUUGGUUCCGAAAUUAUCAGAUCUCUGUUCCUCAUAAUGAGUCAGACAAAUUACCUCGAGGAGGCCUUGAUAAAAUGACAUUAAUUGAGGUUGGUCCACGGUUCUGCUUGAAUCCAAUUAAAAUAUUUGGUGGCAGUUUUGGAGGUCCAACUCUAUAUGAGAAUCCAUUCUAUGUGUCGCCAAACCAGAUUCGAGCUUUGCAGAAGAAGAAAAAGGCUGGAACCUUUGCAAAGAAGGUCAAAGCAAAGACAAGGAGGAAAAGGCAUGAGAUGGCAAAUCCGCUGGAGCCUGAUGAGUUUGCAGAUAUGUGGAAAGAUUAAACUUAAAUUCACCUGCUUCUUUUCGCCAAAUUUUAGAAUGGGCUAUUCACCUUAGAGUGGUUUUGUUUGGCAUUCCAUUCUUUAAAGUGGUUUAGAAUUUUAGAAUUGCUAUUUAGGAUGCACUUCUAUGUUACCAUCAAACUAUGAUCUGCAUCAUAAAAGGUACUCCCUCCGUUCCUUUUUAAGUGUCGUUUUAGCAAAAAGCUCUUCAACCAAGAUAGUGGAUUAUUAGAGUUAAUUUUCCUAUUAUACCCUUAUUUAAUUUUCUCUUUCCAAAUAAAUUCAAUCAUACAUUCUCUUUUUCCAAUAACUAAUUGAAAAAUUUAAGGUGGGGUUAUUAAGAAAAUAAGGGUAUAAAUGACAAAUUAUAACAUUAAAUUAUAAAACGACACUUAAAUAGGAACAAAAAAAUUCUUCUAAAACGACACUUAAAAAGGAACGGAGGGAGUAGAUUACUGUGAUUCUGUAAUGUUUUCUUUAAUUCAUGUGGGGACUAUUUCAGGAUUUGCUCUACUCUUCCUUUUGCUAUAACUAUAUUCAUAAAAAUUGCUUGGAUGUUAGUAUAAAUUAACAAUUGCAUUCCUUUUAU
This is a messenger RNA of Vicia villosa (hairy vetch), 1672 nucleotides long. RefSeq names its product ribosome biogenesis protein BRX1 homolog 2-like. Gene Ontology annotation, cellular component: nucleolus. The coding region runs from base 115 to 1083 and encodes 322 amino acids. Gene Ontology annotation, molecular function: rRNA binding. The transcript is spliced from 7 exons. Gene Ontology annotation, biological process: rRNA processing; ribosomal large subunit assembly. Lineage: Eukaryota; Viridiplantae; Streptophyta; Magnoliopsida; Fabales; Fabaceae. The record is from RefSeq and is a predicted model, not a curated record.